Messenger RNA from Rhopalosiphum padi (bird cherry-oat aphid), 10711 nucleotides. Its product is annotated as dynein axonemal heavy chain 2-like. Gene Ontology annotation, molecular function: minus-end-directed microtubule motor activity; ATP hydrolysis activity; dynein intermediate chain binding. NCBI's taxonomy places the organism in Eukaryota, Metazoa, Arthropoda, Insecta, Hemiptera, Aphididae. The record is from RefSeq and is a predicted model, not a curated record. The coding region runs from base 31 to 10479 and encodes 3482 amino acids. Gene Ontology annotation, biological process: microtubule-based movement. Gene Ontology annotation, cellular component: dynein complex. The transcript has 50 exons.
GAAUUCUUAGUAUUUAAAAACAUAUGGUCAAUGGAUAAAAAACUGUUUUUUGAAAAAUAUAAAACCUUCAAUUCUUCAGCGACACACUUCAAUCAAGAUAUGAAUCAAUAUUUGAUUUAUAAACGUAAAAUAUCUCGCAUUAAACCAGUUGCCCAAGUCUCUCAUUUUUUAGUACAAACAAACAUAUUAAAAGAUGACAUUAUUAAACAUUGUGAUGAGUGGAAGAAUAAUUUUUCCGAUCUUCUUCUUGAAGUUACGACAAAUCUCAUAGAAGGGUUUUAUCAAUACAUACAAAUUAACAGCCUUCAAGCGAUGACGCCGCCUAAAAAUUUAACUGAAAUGAUUUCAUUCGUUGAGUUUCGAAAAAGAAUAGUUUUAGAAUACGAUAAUAAAGCUAAAGAGUUUACACUAAUUUCUGAUAAUGUUCAAGUAUUAGAAAUAAAUAAUAUACGAAUGCCAGAAGUAGUACAAAUUAAAUAUGAAAAACUGUUUCAUGCUUGGAGAGUGUACAAGAACACUCUUGAAGACGCCGAAAUAAUGUUGAAAAGAAAAAAAAAUGAAUUUUUGAAAUUGCUAAAGGAAACACAAACUAAUUUAAAAUUAAAAGCUAAAGACCUAUUACAGACAUUUUUAGAAACCACGCCGAUUUCUACAAAAUGGAAAUCAAAUGAUGCUUUAAUGUAUACUGAACAAAUACAAAAUAAAUUGGAAAUAUUAAAAACCGAAGAAAAACAAUUAAACGAUGAUCUUGCUGUAUUUGAAAUACAAUUUAUUCAUUCAAUUGAAAUUAAAAAACUCCAGGAAGAAAUAUUGGUUUUACACUCAGUUUGGAAACUAGUCAAUACGUGGGAUGAAGUUUGGAAAAACUAUAAACAGGAACUAUUUUGGCAUGUACACGUUUCCGAUUUAAAAGUAACUGUGAACGCAUUUUUCGAUAAAUUUAAUACUUUGGUUAAUGAAUUAAAAAAUAAAAAAUGGGAAGUAAUAGAAACCACUCGUAAUAAUAUUGAUGAAUUCCGUAAACUAUUACCGGUGAUUGAAGAUUUAAAAAAUCCAGCAAUGAAAGAUAGACAUUGGGACGAAGUCCGAAACGUCAUAAAUGAAAAAUUAAUCGAAAAAAGUUCUGAUUUUACGUUAAAAAAGUUAGUUGAAGUUAAAAUUCAAGAUUACAGUGAACAAAUUAGUGAUAUAUCAAAAAAAUCAACAAUAGAACUAGAUUUAGACAAUGCUAUACAAAAUAUAAAAGAAAUAUGGGCCACUAAAAAUCUACACUUAGAACCUUACAAAGAUAAAGGUAUUUAUUACAUAAAAUUGAAUGGUGACAUUUUUCAAUUAUUAGAAGAUCAUCUUGUGCAGCUAACUACAAUCAAGGCAUCAAAAUAUAUUUCUGUUUUUCUAAACGAGGCAGACUUUUUAGAAAAAUCUUUAGGUCUAAUCACGGAAGUUUUAGAAAUUAUUCUAUCAGUUCAACGACAGCAUAUUUAUUUAGAAAAUAUAUUUAUGGGAGAUGAUAUACGACAAAAAAUGACAAUAGAAAGCAUUGACUAUGAUAUUUUAACAGAAGAAUGGAAAGAAAUAACCAUACAAAUAUAUAAAGAAAAUAAUUUAUUCAGAGCAUGUUAUUCUAAAUCUUUAUUCAAACAUUUAAACACGAUGAAUUACCGCUUGGAAGUCAUACAGAGAGCUUUAGAAGUGUAUAUGGAAUCAAAACGUCACGUAUUCCCUAGAUUUUAUUUUAUAUCAAAUUGCGAAUUAUUAGAGAUACUGGGAAACUCUAAAAAUCCUGAAUCUAUACAACCUCAUUUAAAAAAACUUUUUACCAAUGUCCGUAACAUUAAAUUCCUCACAAAUAACAACCAAAAAAAAGAGGCACAAGGUAUGUUUUCUAAAGAUAAAGAGUAUGUAGACUGGAACCAAUCAGUGAUAUGUGAUGGACCAGCAGAAAUUUGGCUAAAUUCAAUAGAAGAUGCAAUGCGCAAUUGCCUAAAACAAAUAUUAAAGCAAGUAAAAUUGGCAUUAACAAAAAAUCUAAAAACUCGUGACAAGUGGAUAUUGGAAUGGCCAGGACAAUUAUGUAUUGUAGCAUCUCAAAUUCAGUGGACCGCCGAUUGUACCCGAGCAUUAGUGCAAUCCAGACAUUUAAAACACAAAUAUCCUUUAAAAAAAAUGUAUAAAAAACAAAAAAAUAUAUUGACAAAGCUCUCCAAAGUGAUCCGAAGUGAUUUAACCAGUACUGAAAGAUUAAAAGUCGUGGCUUUAAUCAUUAUAGAGAUACACGGUAGAGAUGUAAUUGAAUAUAUGUACAGAUCAAAUUGUAUGGAUAUGUCUGCAUUUGAAUGGAUGUGUCAAUUACGAUUUUACUGCGAUAAAAAAUCAAACGAUAUUGUUAUAAGACAAACUAACACCAAACAACUAUAUGGAUACGAAUACUUAGGAAACUCCGGAAGAUUAGUUAUCACCCCUUUAACUGAUAGAUGUUACUUAACUUUGACUACAGCUGUGCAUAUGCAUCUUGGUGGAAACCUUAAUGGUUCAACAUAUACGGGUAAAACCGAAACUAUAAAAGAUUUAGGGAAACAUUUAGCCCAAUUUGUUAUAGUAGUAAACUGUUCUAAAAGUCUAGACUACAAGAGUCUGUGUCGCAUUUUCUUAGGACUUGUGCAACAGGGAGCUUGGGGUUGUUUUGAUGAAAUUCAACGAAUACAAAUCGAAGUGUUGUCUUCUAUAACACAGCAAAUAUCGACUAUAUUUUCAGCUUUGGCGGCAGAUUUAAAAACAUUGGUUAUUGAAAACAAAAUUGUUACUUUAGUGCCAACUUGUGGUAUAUUUACCACAACGUUCCCAAAUCAUGAAAACUAUUCGUACUUACCAGACAACUUUAAAUCGAUGUUUCGCUCUGUGUCUAUGAUAGUCCCAGACAGUAAGCUAAUCGUCGAAACAAUUCUUUUUAGUGGAGGAUUUAAAGACGCUAAGACACUAGGUAACAAAAUAUUUGUUCUAUAUUCACUCUGCAAACAAAUGCUAAACAAACAAAACUAUUAUGAAUACGGACUUCGGAGUUUAAUUGUAUUAAUAAAGUAUGCUGGAAAUUAUAAGCGGACAAACGCGGAAGUACCAGAUAAUGAGAUUAUCUUACUAGCAAUCCAUAAAACGAUUUUGACAAGUAUAAAUGAAGAAUAUUUACCAAUAUUUACGGAUAUGAUAAAUAAUUUAUUUCCUGACAUAACUCCGCCUGAAAUAAAAUAUGAAGUUUUAAUAGAUGCAAUAAAACGUAGCAUGUUAAAAAACAAUCUCCAACCAACCGAUUCUGCUGUUUUAAAAAUAGUUCAAUUAUACGAAAUUAAAUCUUAUAGAUCUUCUGUUAUAAUAAUAGGAAAUUCUGGAGCAGCUAAAAGCACCACUUGGAAAAUACUAAGAGAUACAUUCAUUUUACUGAAAAGUGAACAAAUCAAUUCAUUCGAAACAGUUAUUGAUUAUGUUUUAAAUCCAAUAACAUUAACUAUAAAAGAACUAUAUGGCACAUAUGAUCAUACUUCACAUGAAUGGGUGGAUGGAAUUUUUUCAUCGAUUACACGAAAAAUUUGUUCUGAUAAUGGAUUAGAACAAAAGUGGGUGAUACUAGAUGGACCAAUCGACAGCUAUUGGAUUGAAAAUAUGAGUUCUAUAAUGGAUGAUACUAAAAUUUUAAUUUUAGAAAACGGAGAACGCAUUUUAAUACCAAAACAAGUAUCUUUUAUAUUUGAAGUAGAGGAUUUAAAAGUUGCAUCCCCUGCAAUUAUUUCGAGAUGUGGUAUAAUUCAUAACAACCAUAACGAUUAUGGAUGGCGAUUAUACGUCGACUCGUGGUUAAAUAAUUGCAAAUUUAAGCUGUUUAAAGAUGAGAUAAAAUUUAAUUUUGAACACUACAUCGAUGAUUUACUUAUGUUCAAAAAGUUAAACUGUAUUGAAAUAAUUACUUUAACGGACCAAAAUUGUAUAAUAUCUAUGUGUAAGUUAUUAGAAAGUUGCACCUUUCACGAUUUAGCUGAUAAAAUUCCUAAUGAAUUAAAUGAUGACCAGUACAAAUUUUUAAUUAAGAUUUGGUUUAUUUUUUGUAUGAUUUGGUCAAUAUGUGGUUGUGUGAAUGAGGACGGAAAAAAGAAAAUUGAUAUAUAUAUAAGAAAACUAGAAGGUGUGUUUCCUAUAAGAGAUACAGUUUAUCAUUAUUUCGUCGAUACAAAUUACUGUAAAUUUCAACAUUGGGAACAAAAACUCUCAAUUAACACACCAUGGAAAUAUGAUAGAGAAGUACAAUUUUCAAAAAUAAUUAUUCCAACGGUAGAUACCAUUCGUCAUGAUUAUUUAAUACAGUCAUAUUUAAGUAAAAAACAACCAGUUUUAUUAGUUGGACCAAGUGGAUGUGGCAAAACAUUGAACGUUAAAAAUUCAUUUGAAACUAUGAAUAAAACUGAAUAUUCUUUUUUAAAGAUUAAUAUGACAUCUACGACUUCAUCUAAUGACGUUAAAGAAACGAUUGAAGAUAAAUUAGAAAAACGCACCAAAGAACUGUAUAUUCCACUAACUGGAAAAACAAUGGUUGUAUUUUUGGAUGAUAUGCAUAUGCCUAUAAAAGAACCUUGUGGAGUACAGCCUUCCUUGGAAUUGAUUAGACAUUGGAUCGAUUAUGGAUUUUGGUAUGAUACAAAAAAACAAUGUCCAAAAUAUGUUAAAAAUAUGCUACUCAUUUGUGCUAUGACUCAAUUUGAUAAAAUAAAGCACUUUAUUAGCAAUCGAAUAUUAAAUCGUUUUAGUGUGGUCAAUAUACCAUCACUCGAAGAAAACGAUAUAUAUAAAAUAUACAAUUCAAUACUCAAUCAUCAUUUAAACGAUUUUGAUGAAACUGUGUCAGAAAUAGGUAAUGGAUUGACUUCGAUGACGAUAAGCCUUUAUAAACAUUUAGUGAUUAGCAUGACUCCAACUCCAUCAAAAAUGCAUUAUUUAUUUAACUUGAAAGAUGUUUCAAAAGUAUUUCAAGGUUUACUACUUAGUAAUGUCAAGUAUCAAAAUUUUAAAGUGCCUAUGUUGCGGCUUUGGUGUCAUGAAGUAUUUCGUGUUUUCUAUGACCGUUUAGUUGAUACAAGCGAUCAAAAAUGGUUCUUAAAUCAAAUAAAUCACCUUCUUGAAAAUACUUACCAUUUGACAUACCAAGAUUUGUUUGCAUCAAAAAAAAAUCCAAUAUUUUUUAGUUUUCUAAAUGAAGAAAUGCUGUACGAGGAAAUCGUAGAUGAAGAGGACUUGAAACAGUUUAUCAAAUGUAGCAUAAAAGAAUAUAAUUCUAACUCAGAAUUUAUGCCAGUAGACAUUUUGUUAUUCAGGGAUUAUAUAGAACAUAUUUGUCGUAUUGUUAGAGUUAUAUCACAACCCAUGGGUCACAUACUUCUCAUAGGCAUUGGUGGGUCAGGUAGAUCAACUCUAGCAAAAAUAGCCUCGUGGUUGUGCAAAUACAGUAUUUUUACGAUUGAAUUGUCCAAAUCAUACGGAACAUCGGAAUUUAAAGAAGACUUAAAAUUAAUUUAUUCCGAAACGGGAAUAAAAAAUCAACCAACAUCAUUCGUGUUUAAUGAUACACAAAUAGUUGAUGAUUCUUUUUUGAAAAUUAUUAACAGUAUUUUAAGUACUGGAGAAGUAACACGGUUAUUCAAUGAAAAUGAAUUAGAAGAAAUCAAAAAUGCAUUAUCAAAUAAUAUUAAAAAUGCAGACGAAAUAGAAUCAGCCGGAACUGUUUAUUCAAUUUUUAUAGACCGAGUUAAAAAAAACCUACACUUUAUUUUAUCUUUUAGUCCUAUAGAAAAAUCAUUUAGAAUACGAUUGAAGCAAUAUCCCGCGUUAUUAAAUUGUACUACAAUUGAUUGGUUUUUGGAUUGGCCAAAAGAAGCUUUAUUGGAAGUGGCAUCAACUUCUCUCGAUGGUCUUGAUAUUUUAGCAACAAUUACUGGAGAAAAAAGAGUACAUGAAGAAGAAAAUGAAACAAUAGCUCGGGAUAAAUUAAAAAGUUCGUUAUCCUCUAUUUUUUCUUCUAUCCACAAUUCUGUAAUAGAAUAUUCCAACCAUAAUAAAGUUGAAUUGAAUUGUACAAAUAAUGUAACACCGGCUGUUUAUUUAGAAAUGAUAUUUAGAUACAAAAAAAUUCUUCACGAAAAACGUAUUGAAAAACAAAAUAUGUCAAUUAAAUUGAGAAAUGGUUUACAAACGAUUAAUGGCAUUAAUCAUAAAAUAAAUGAUAUGACAAUGGAAUUAGGAAAAGUCACAGAGCUAAUAACGAAGCACACUAAAAUAUGUGAAGAAAUGUUUACAAUUAUUUCUAAAUAUAUUAAAGAAAUUGAUAAUGAAAAAAAAGAAAUCUACAUAAUUUCUAAAAAUAUAAAAGAAGAUGAAUUAAAAUGCCAAGAAAUGUACAAUAUAGCUUUAGCGGAAUUAAAACUUAUGAUUCCGGAGCUAGAAGAAGCUACAAAUAAAGUAUAUGCUCUUAGUAAAAAGGAUCUCUCGGAAAUGAAAUGCUUCUCCGUACCACCAGAAGGUGUGAAAUUAGUUUUAGGAGCCAUUAUGACAUUAAAACAAGCUGAUCCUAGUUGGGCAGAAGCUAAAAGACAACUAAAUGAUCCUAAUUUUUUACAGCAGUUAAAAGAUUUUGACAAAAAUCACGUAACCGACAAUGUCAUUAAAAAAAUCGAUGUAUUUAUAAAAAAUCCAGAAUUUGAAUUAGAAAAAAUCGGUCUUCAGUCAACAGCUGCUAAGUCUUUAGGCAUGUGGGUUGUUGCUAUUGAAAAAUAUGUUAAAAUGUACAACAAAACUAUAACACCUAAAAGAGUGGCUGCAGAUUUAGCAAUGGCAAAAGUUAAAGAAGAACAAACUUCCCUUAAAGAUUUAGAAGAAAAUCUGACAAAAAAACAAAGUCUACUUGAACAACAAAAACUGGAUUACGAUGAAAAUAUUAUUAAAAAAGAACAACUUAUUACUAAAGCUGAAGAAUUAAAAAACAAUUUGGAAAAAGCUACAAAACUAAUUGAUGGAUUGUCCAAAGAAAGAAUGAAGUGGAAUAAAACAUUAAAUCAAAUCGACAAGGAAUUUGAUUAUUUACCAGGAGAUUGUAUUCUAAGUACUGCAUUUAUAUCAUACAUGGGACCGUUUAGGUUUAAGUCUCGAGAAAUAAUUAUGACUUUAUGGUUAAAUCUUAUAAAAGAACAUGGAACUCUUAACAACCCUAACUUUGAAGUUACUUUAUUUCUAACAAAUCCGACAACAAUCAGAAACUGGAACAACCAUGGAUUAUCCAAUGAUAGAUUCAGUUUGGAAAAUGGUAUUAUCGUUAGCCAAAGUUAUCGAUAUCCAUUCAUAAUAGAUCCACAAAGUCAAGCAUGGAGAUGGAUCAAAAAUAUUGAAUUGAAUAAUGGAUUGAAAAUUAUUGAUUAUAGAUCAACAAAUAAUAUGCAAAAUUUAGAAAUUGCAUUACAAAAUGGGUACCCAACUUUGGUACAAAUUGAUUUUGAAAAUAUUGAUCCACUUAUAAUCUCUAUAUUAUCUAGAUCUAUUAUAAAACAAAGAAAUAAACUUUUUAUACGAAUAGGUAAUAAGCUAUUAGCCUACAAUGAACGUUUUAGACUUUACAUUACAACAAAAAUAAAAAAUUAUUAUCAUUUAUCUGAAAUAAUAACACGUACAACAGUAAUUGAUUUUGCUACUACAGAAGAAGGUCUUGAAGAACAAUUACUAAAAACGUUAGUUAAUGUAGAAAACCCUGGUUUAGAAGAGUUUAGAGAUAAUACGAUCAUCAAUAUUGAAAAAGAUAAAAAAUCUCUAGUUGACGUACAAGAUGAAUUGCUUAAGUUAUUGGAUAACAACGAAUGCUCGUUAUUAGAAAACGAACAACUUCUCUUAACAUUAAAAUCUUCGAAAGCAACAUUUAACAUAAUUAAAGAACGUCUUCAAAGCUCUUUAACUAGUCAAGCGGAAAUCUUCAUAGCUCGAGAAGGCUAUAGACCGUGUGCCAAACGUGCUGCCAUUUUGUAUUUUAUUAUCAAUGACCUGGAUAGAGUGAAUCCAAUGUAUCAGUUUUCGUUGGAUUUUUAUACUGAGUUGUUUAAAAAUUCAAUUAAAAAGAGCAAUGCAGCAGAACAGCUCAACGAAAGAAUUGACAAUUUAAAUGAAUAUCACACAUAUGCAGUUUAUGAAAACGUCUGUCGAGGAUUGUUCGAACGCCAUAAAUUACUUUUCUUGUUUCAAAUAUGUACUAAAAUAUUGAUCAUAGAAAAUAAAAUAAAUAAAGAUGAGUUAGAAUUUUUAUUUAACGGUGGAAUUAAAACAAAUGAAAAAGAAAUAAAACAACUUAUUACCACAAAGUGUCCGGACUGGUUACCUGCAACAUGUUGGGAUAACAUUUUAGCGUUAUGUAACUUGCCUAGUUUUUAUGAUGUAGAAAAAUCAUUUGAAAAAUGCUCAACUGAAUGGUAUAAGUGGUACUUAUCCCCGGAGCCAGAAAAUCUAAAACUAGUUGGUCCAUGGGAAAAUAAAUGUAAUUUAUUUCAGCGCAUGCUAAUUAUAAGAAGUUUGCGAUUAGAUCGAUUAUCAUUUUCUAUCAAACAUUUUGUAUCACGAAAUCUUGGACGUCAAUUUUCCGAGACUCCGGUCUUAGAUUUAAAACAUACUUUAAAUAAUCUUAAUAACACAAAUUGUUUGAUUUUUAUUUUGUCCUCUGGUUCUGAUCCAACAAAUAUAUUAACAUACAUGAAUAGAAAUUACAAUAAAAAAGGACAAUUUCAAUCUCUAUCCUUAGGCAAUGGUCAAGAAUCAAUCGCCACCGACUUAAUAAAAAUCGGACAAAAAGAAGGUCAUUGGAUAUUUCUUGCGAAUUGUCACCUCCUAUUAUCAUGGAUGCCACAGUUAGAAAAAGUAAUUGAAAAUAUGCAAGACGGUAAAGCCCAUCCGGACUUCAAGUUAUGGUUAAGCUCUAAACCACAUUCGAAAUUUCCAAUAAAUUUACUACAAACCGCUAUAAAAAUAUCGACUGAACAACCCAAGAACAUAAAGUCCAGUUUAUUGCAUUUAUAUCAAAAUAUAAACGAAGAGCAAUAUUCUCAAAAUCCCGCAUCAAUCAAAUACAAAAAAAUACUAUUCAACUUGUGUUUUUUUCAUUCUAUACUAACCGUUAGAAAAAAAUUUUUAAGCCUGGGAUGGAGUAAAAUAUAUGACUUUAGUGAUUUCGAUUUCGAGGUAUCAGAAAACAUUUUAUUCAAUUGUCUCAACGAGUACGAAGAAACGCCCUGGACUGCAUUAAAAUAUUUAUUAGGAAAUGUUAUUUAUGGUGGAAACAUAACUGAUAUUUGGGAUAAAAGACUUUUGGACACAUAUAUAAACCAAUUUUUCAAUGAAAAUUCUAUUACAACUCAUUUUUACAAGUCAUCGUCACUGAUCAAUUGUAUUGUCCCAGAAAAUGGUACUUUACAAUUCUUCAAAGACUUCAUAAAAACAUUACCUUGUGAAGAUGUAGCUGAGACAUUUGGGCAGCAUUCGAACGGCGAUAUGAUUUAUUUAACAAGAGAUAACUAUUUAUUAUGUGAAACACUAACAUCUUUACAAGAACAAUUUAAUGGUUCAUCAGUCGAUAACGAUAAAGAAAAAAAAGUGCUAUUUCAAAUAUCUCAAAUAUUUCAAAAUAUUCCUUCAUUAAUUAAUUACGAAAUUAUUGCUGAAAACAUUAACAUAAAAAGAAGUAUAUUGAAUGCUGUAAUUUUUCAAGAGGCAAAGUGUUAUAAUAAUUUACUUAAGAAUAUGGAAAUAACAUUGAUGACAUUAGAAAAAGGAAUCACAAGCCUAAUGAUUAUACCUCCAGAUAUUGAAAAUAUGUUUGAAAAAUUAUACGAAGGCAAAGUACCAGAUCAAUGGCUAAAAACUUAUCCGUCUUUAAUGAAUUUGGGUGCGUGGAUGCAAAAUUUAAUUGAACGAGUAAAAUAUUUUACAACUUUGAUAAACACAAGUCAACAACCUGUAUCAAUUUGGUUAGGAGCUUUUACAUCUCCUGCUAGUUUCUUAACUUGUAUACUCUUGAAUGAAUCAAAAGAAUCUUCAGUGCAAAUAGAUUUACUUAGUUGGGAAUUUAUACCUAUGCAAACAUCAGUGAAUGACUUAAUAAAACCACCAGACAAAGGAGUAUAUAUACAUAACCUAUAUUUGGAAGGUGCUGGUUGGGAUAACGAACAUUUGUGCUUACGUGAACCCUUGCCAUUAGAAUUAAUAACUAAACUACCCAUCAUACAUUUUUUACCCGUUGAAGGCAAAAGGAGUCUUCUAGAUUUUUACCAAAGUCCAGUAUAUUAUUGUCCGAAACGAAGUGGAACUCAUGAAACCUAUUCGUGUGCAGUUAUAUUAAACUUAAAAAGUGGGUCACAGCAUCCAGAUCAUUGGAUUAAACGAUCUACAGCAGUAUUAUUAAAUUUGGGAAAUUAAAUUACUAAAUAAUAUUAAAGCUCUAAACUGCAUAACUAGUAAUAGUUUAUACACAUUCAUUAAAACUAUGUAGUCACAUUAAGUCUAGGUAUAUAAUAUAUAUACAUACCUAAACUGACUAAACUACAAAUUUGUACUUCAUUUUUAAUUAAAAUAAGUAAAAAUAAAUAUUAUAGUUAAUGUUAAAACCAUUAAAGAUAUUUAAUAUCACAUAAAUGUAUAUCACCCUCGA